GUACGCAAGUGACCGCGCCGCCAUUGUUUGGAUAGGUAGAUUGUGAGUAGAGAGCAGAGCAGUCCAUCCGCUCGCUCGCAAUGUCGUCCGAUUUCGACGAAGAAGACCAGAACGUCCCUUAUGCACAUCCACCAGGCCCGCCUCUGCUGGACAGAGCGGACAUCGUGCGGCUCAGGUGGCACGCCAGCGACCGGGCGCCGCUGCACGACAACCGGCAGCAGGUGCUGCUGGAGGUCCACGACGCGUCCGCCGCCGCCGCCGGCGACCGCCUCGGGCUGGAUCUCGUGGCCGUCCUGGACGUCAGCAAGAGCAUGAGGAAGAAGGACCGGCUGGGCAAGAUGAAGACCGCCAUGCACUUCGUCAUCAACAAGCUCGGGCCCAAGGACCGCCUCUCCAUUGUCAAGUUCUCCGAGGAGGCUGAGAGGCUGUGCUCGCUCCUCUCCGUCACCCCCGUUAACAAGCCACACCUCAUGAACAUCGUCGACAGCCUGCAAGUCAUCGACCCCACCAACAUAAGAGACGGCCUCGAGACCGCCCUCGGCGUCCUCGCCCGCCGACGCAUCACCGGCGGCCGCGUCGCCAGCAUCUUUCUCUUGUCCGACGGGGACGAGAACAUAGGGCAUGCGACCAACGUUGAUGUCAGUGAUGUGCCGGUCUACACGUUUGGUUUUGGUACUGACUUCGAUCCCAAGGUGCUGGACGAGAUUGCAAGGCGGAGCAAAGGAGGAACAUUCAACUUCGUAGAUGACGGGGAGAACAUGACCGAGCCCUUCUCGCAGAUCCUGGGUGGCCUCCUCAGCAUCGUUGUCCAGGACCUCAAGCUCAUCGUGUCCCCACAGCCAGGCGACUCCAUACUAGAGGACGUGGACUCCCGUCUCUACCAGCAAACACGGGACGACAACUCCGGCGCGGUAAUCGUCCAUUUCGGCGAUCUCUUCGCCGGAGAAAUACGCAGGGUUAUCGCCCACAUCCGCCUCCCUGCCGUCGGCCAGAAGAAGAACGCCACUGCCAUCGUCGCCCAGUGCUCCUAUAGUGUUCGGGGACAACCUUUCUACUCCCGUAGACUGCCGGUCCCUAUGCGCCGCACCCCAACCGGAUCGGCUGACCCGAGCCGCACGAUGCCGGGGGGGCUGAGGACCGAGCGGGCCCGCCGGCAGCACGUAACCUUCCUAGACGAGGUGCGUACGAUGGCGGACGGCGGUGACCUCCACGGCGCCCAAGGGAAGCUGGUGGAGGCCAGGAACGAUAUUGCACAUGAGCAGUCCAACCCCAUGAUCGACUUCCUCAGGGCCACGCUGGACAAGCUCAUGGCGCUCAUCACGUCGCCGGAUCAACACGCCGGCUUCCGCGCCUACCUGCGGUCGCUCAGGACGUCGCAUGACCGCGAGCGCGUGGCGGCCACGGGCGACGUCAAGGGCGUCAGGCUCUUCGAGACGCGGCACACGAGUGCUUUCCGGGGGCAGGCCAAGCGGUUUGAGAAGCAGGCCACCAUGGGGCAGCGGCCGCCGGCCCACCACGGCUCCAACUUCAACGAGGAGGACGACACGAAUAGACUCAGACAAAGAGAAGAGGGCCGCACGCGCAUGGAGAGGCCGGUUGCGGUGGAGGCGAGGAACAAUAGGCCCUGGAAGACCUGGUGGGGGGACGACGACAAGCGGCACAGGAGCUCCGCCAGGUCCACGUCCGCGUGUGCGUGGGUGCUGUGCAUCCUGUGCGUGCUGCUCGUCAUCGGCGCCAUCGUCCUCGGCGUCCUGCUGUUCGCCGUCUACAACCACAAGAUGCCGUACCUGGCGGUCGCCGACGCGCAGCUGGGGGCGCUCCAGUACGCGGGCCAGGACGGCACCGUCCAGAACCUUCAGCUCUCCAUCGCCUUCCUGGCCAUCAACAAGGACUCCAGGGCGGACGCCUCUUUCUCCCGCGUCAACCUCGCCCUCAAGCUCCAAGGAGUCGACAUGCUUCUCUUCCGUGCGCCGCCGUUCGUGGUGCCACCGGAUAGCUCCAUGCCGCUGCAGUACAACGACGUGGUGUCCACGGGGCGCAGGCUGGACAAGGCUGGGAUGCGCUCCAUGGACAAGUCGCUCAACGCCGGCGUCGUGCCGUUCGACCUCCACGGCAAGGUGCGCACGCGCGGGAACACGGGCAUCUUCCAGAACACCCAGUUCUGGACGCGCUUCUCGUGCCGUCUACGCUUCUUCUUCCCCGGUAACGGCACCGUCCUCCCCGCAGACCGCCGCAGUUGCCGCUCCAGGUGGCCGUAGCGGUUAGAUUCUCCAACGCUUCCGCUUUUAAAUGAAGCAAAAACACACAUGUAUGUGUAUACCCCACCUGCAAGAGCCAACUCUGUUAACCUAGCACGUGUAAAAUACGUUCAUAAAUUAUUAGUAACAUUUUAUGGCGGAGACCGCCCUCCGCAUCGAGGGAGCCAACCCUAACACCGCCACCCUCCUCCUUCCCCUUUCCUCGCCUUUGCUGCC
Triticum aestivum (bread wheat) is the source of this 2474-nucleotide messenger RNA. RefSeq lists its product as uncharacterized. The coding region runs from base 81 to 2258 and encodes 725 amino acids. The transcript is spliced from 4 exons. NCBI's taxonomy places the organism in Eukaryota, Viridiplantae, Streptophyta, Magnoliopsida, Poales, Poaceae. The record is from RefSeq and is a predicted model, not a curated record.